AUGCCGCAACAGACUUUCACCAAGGAGCAGGUCGCUUCGCACACGAGCGAGAAGGACGGCGUGUGGAUCAUCGUGGAGGGGGGCGUGUACGACGUCACAAAGUUCCUCGACGACCACCCCGGUGGCAAGAAGAUUCUUAUCAACCAGGGCGGCAAGGACGCGACCGAGAAGUUUUGGUCGUUCCAUUCAAAGUCGGUCCUCGAAAAGACGGCCAAGCCGUUCCUCAUCGGCAGGGUCGGCGAUGAGGCGAACCAGGGUACCGACGUCGAGGAGGCUGUUGAGAACAAGGUCGAGGAGGAUGCGCCGGCCCAGGUCGAGGAGGAAGAGGACACGACCUACUUUGGCGACCUCGUGCCGUUCGGCGACCCCUUCUGGUACCAAGACUGGGCCAGUCCGUACUACAAGGAUUCGCACCGCAAGCUCAGGUCUGCCAUGCGCGCCUUCACCGACGAGUACUUGACGCCCAACGCGAUGGCCUGGGACGACGCGCGACAGAUCCCGCCCGAGGAGUACAAGCGCAUCGCAGACUUUGGAAUCCUCGCCGGUAUCGCCGCCGGUGCAGGCGCCUGGCCGACCGAGUACGCGCAGGGCAUCCCCGUCCCCGGUGGCUUCGACCCGGCGGAGUGGGACGCGUUCCACAACUUCAUCGUCGUCGACGAGAUGUCCCGCUGCGGUUCCGGCGGCAUUCUCUACGGCCUUCUCGGCGGCUUUGCAAUCAGUUGCGGACCGAUCCUCCACUUUGGCUCCGACGAGCUGAAGAAACGGAUUCUCCCGUCGCUGCUCAAGGGCGAGAAGCGUUCAUGCCUCGCCAUCACUGAGCCGGAGGGCGGUAGCGACGUUGCAAACCUGGUGUCGACUGCGCAGCUCUCGGAGGACAAGAAGCACUACAUCGUCAACGGGACGAAGAAGUGGAUCACCAAUGGCGUCUACGCCGACUACUUCGUCACGGCGGUUCGUACGGGUGGCAAGGGUAUGGGUGGCCUCUCGCUCAUGGUCGUCGAGCGCACCGAGGGCCUCACGACACGCAAGAUGGACUGCAUGGGCGUCCUCGCCAGCGGGACAACUUACGUCGCUUACGAGGACGUCAAGGUCCCCGUCGGCAACCUCCUCGGCAAGGAGAACAAGGGAUUCCAGAUUAUCAUGAGCAACUUCAACGGCGAGCGAGGCGGUAUCGCGAUGCAGGCCAACCGUUUCGCGCGCGUCUGUCUCGAGGAGUCCAUCAAGUACGCCAACAAGCGCAUGACUUUCGGCAAGAAGCUCAUCGACCACCCCGUCAUCCGAGCCAAGCUCGCCUCGAUGGCCCAGAAGAUCGAGUCGACGCACGCCUGGCUCGAGGCUGUCGUCUACCAGACCACGCAGUACGACCACGACACGAUCUCGCUACGUGGCGGCGGAACGAUGGCGCUUCUCAAGGCGCAGUCGACCGAGACCCUCGAGUUCUGCGCGCGCGAGGCCUGCCAGAUCUUCGGUGGCUUGUCGUACUCGAAGGGCGGACAAGGCGAGAAGGUCGAGCGACUCUACCGCGACGCAAAGGCUUUCUCGAUCCCUGGAGGCUCCUUUGAGAUCAUGCAAGACCUCGGUAUCAGGCAAUCAUUGAAGGUGGCGGAGAUCAUGGGCGCGAAGCUGUAA
Rhodotorula toruloides NP11 is the source of this 1629-nucleotide messenger RNA. RefSeq names its product acyl-CoA dehydrogenase. The transcript is spliced from 15 exons. The record is from RefSeq and is a predicted model, not a curated record. Bases 1 to 1629 code for a protein of 542 amino acids. NCBI's taxonomy places the organism in Eukaryota, Fungi, Basidiomycota, Microbotryomycetes, Sporidiobolales, Sporidiobolaceae. Gene Ontology annotation, molecular function: heme binding; flavin adenine dinucleotide binding; oxidoreductase activity, acting on the CH-CH group of donors.